Hordeum vulgare subsp. vulgare (domesticated barley) is the source of this 1167-nucleotide messenger RNA. Its product is annotated as phytosulfokine receptor 2-like. Gene Ontology annotation, molecular function: protein binding. The transcript has a single exon. NCBI's taxonomy places the organism in Eukaryota, Viridiplantae, Streptophyta, Magnoliopsida, Poales, Poaceae. Bases 65 to 922 code for a protein of 285 amino acids. The record is from RefSeq and is a predicted model, not a curated record.
UUUUUGCCAAGAGCACUUACUUGCCAAUCACUUGCACCCCAAAAGGCUUUCUUGCUGCCAAUCCAUGGCAAAAUGCGGGCUGCUUCUCCUGUUCUUGGCGUUCCUCUUGCCGGUGGCACGUGCAACGUCGUGCCACCCCGACGAUCUCCGUGCUCUACGGGGCUUCGCCGGGAAUCUCAGCGGCGGGGCUGUCCUCCUCCGUGCUGCGUGGUCCGGUGCCUCGUGCUGCGGCUGGGAAGGUGUGGGCUGUGACGGUCCUAGCGGCCGUGUCACGUCCCUGCGGCUCCCUGGGCACGACCUUGGGGGAGCCAUCCCAGGAGCAUCUUUGGCAGGCCUCGCAUGGUUGGAGGAGCUCAACCUUGCCAACAACAGACUGGUUGGCACCAUCCCGUCAUGGAUUGGCGAGCUUGACCACCUUUACUACUUGGAUCUUUCAGAUAAUUCAUUGGUUGGCGAGGUACCCAAGAGUUUGAUACGGCUCAAGGGCCUCGCCAUCGCUGGUCGUUCAUCAGGUAUGAUUUUUACUAACAUGCCAUUGUAUGUGAAGCCUAACAGAAGAAUGCUCGACGAACAACCAAAUACAAUAUCUGGGAGCAACAACACUGUCAGAUCUGGGAGCACCAAUGUUGUUUCUGGGAACGACAACACUGUCAUAUCCGGGAACAACAACAAUGUGGCUGGGAGCAACAACACUAUCGUAACCGGGAGCGACAAUACCGUAACUGGUAGCAACCAUGUCGUAUCUGGGGACAAACAUAUCGUAACUGACAACAACAAUGCCGUAUCCGGGAAUGACAAUAAUGUAUCUGGGAGUUUCCAUACCGUAUCCGGAAGCCACAAUACUGUAUCUGGGACCAACAACACUGUAUCUGGGAGCAACCAUGUCGUAUCUGGGAGCAACAAAGUCGUAGGAGAUGCAUGAUUUGUAAGUGGAGUGUCCAUCUUCCGUGACGGAGCUCACCUUGUUGUCCGAGUUCGGUGUAGCUCACAAUCACUUGGUGGGGCCAAUCGUGUUAUGUAACCUCAUAAAUAUAUAUAGCAACAUAUUCCUGCUUAAAUAAUAUUUCCCUAAAAAUAUCUUAUAUACAUGCUGACCUGAAUAUCAACGGGUGCUUGCAGCUGAUGUAAACCAAGCAUGGUCUCUUAUGAACAAGUUUGCAUCGUCGA